AUGGUCGCCUACAACGAGAGCAUCUGCUUCGACAAGGCACUGUACAAGCAGGACAUCCUAGGCAGCAUCGCCUUCGCCCGCGUCAACAAGAAGGGGGGCAUCUUGACCGAAGAAGAGUUCGAAAAGAUAGAAAAUGGCCUACACGCCGUCCUGGAGGAAUGGGACGCCGGCACCUUUACCAUUGUGCCCAGCGUGGAUGAGGACAUCCACACAGCCAACGAGCGCCGGCUCGGCGAGAUCAUCGGCAAGGACGUCGCCGGCAAGCUCCACACUGGCCGCAGCCGCAACGAGCAGGUCGCCUGCGACAUGCGUAUGUGGCUGCGCAGCCAGCGCGCCCAACCGAUCCAGUGGAGCCACUGGAUCCUGUCCUACGGCGUCUCCUUCGCCGACGACCUAGAGCGGCUGCGCGAGGUGACCCGCCGCGUCAACCGUUGCCCGCUCGACCGCGGCGCCCUCGCCGGCAAUCCCUUCGGUAUCGACCGCGCGAUGAUGGCCAAGGAGCUCGGCUUCGAAGGGCUGCUGUGGAACUCGAUGGGCGGCGUCGCGGACCGCGACUUCGUCGCCGAGGCGCUGCAGUGGGCCGCGACGCUCAUGCAACACGUCCCGCGCUGGGCCGAGGACCUCAUCCUCUACUCGACGGCCGAGUUCGGGUUCGUCCGCCUCGUCGACACCUACUCGACGGCGGUAGGUAGGGAGUAA
This is a messenger RNA of Durotheca rogersii, 699 nucleotides long. Its product is annotated as L-Aspartase-like protein. Gene Ontology annotation, molecular function: argininosuccinate lyase activity. The transcript has 2 exons. Lineage: Eukaryota; Fungi; Ascomycota; Sordariomycetes; Xylariales; Xylariaceae. The record is from RefSeq and is a predicted model, not a curated record. Gene Ontology annotation, cellular component: cytosol. The coding region runs from base 1 to 699 and encodes 232 amino acids.